GAACAAAGUUGUGUAGUGGACUUGAAGGAAGGAAUUUGCUGGGAACAUCUGAGGAUAGAUUGGCAGGAGGAGUAUCAAUUGAGGAAGAGCCUGAUGAUCUUGGUGUGGAUGACCAAAGAGAACUCACGGAAUACACGAGAGAAGCACUACUCCACAUUAGUCAAUGGGCCUGA
Molecule: messenger RNA, 173 nt
Organism: Acaulospora colombiana
Lineage: Eukaryota; Fungi; Glomeromycota; Glomeromycetes; Diversisporales; Acaulosporaceae
Source: the annotation of a GenBank genome assembly